This is a messenger RNA of Aspergillus sclerotioniger CBS 115572, 852 nucleotides long. Its product is annotated as PQ-loop repeat-containing protein. The transcript is spliced from 4 exons. The record is from RefSeq and is a predicted model, not a curated record. Bases 1 to 852 code for a protein of 283 amino acids. NCBI's taxonomy places the organism in Eukaryota, Fungi, Ascomycota, Eurotiomycetes, Eurotiales, Aspergillaceae.
AUGGAAUCCUUGAACCCGCAAUGCGAGCAUCUGGCCUCGCCGGAAUAUAAGAACUUCAUCCUCUCCAUUCUCAUCGUUUUUGGGAUUCUCCUCUCUUACACCCCCCAGCAUGUUCGCAUCAUCACGAUGAAGAGCUCCUUCGGAAUCUCACCGUACUUCGUCCUCCUAGGAACAACUUCCGGUUCGUCCUCUCUGGCGAAUGUCAUCUCACAACAGCAGAGUCUACAGGACAUGGCCUGUUGCAGGGUUGUCAAUGGUAUGGGUUGCUUUUCAGGAAUACUAGGUAUCCUGCAAGUUGGGACGCAAUGCCUCUGUUUCUUCGUCAUCCUGUUUCUCUUCGUUCUGUUCUACCCCAGAAACACUUCCCACCUCCCCAAGAAUAGCCCAACAUAUCGCACCGCCCUAAUCGUAGCCGGUGUCUGCAUCGUUCAUGCGCUAGUGAUGCUCAUCAUCACCAUAGCAGUCGGCUACACACGGGCAUCUUCGCUCCAAGAAUGGUCCAACUUCUGUGGCGUCCUGUCCGCCCUUCUCGCUUCAAUUCAAUACUUCCCCCAGAUCUACACCACCCUUCGACUGCGCUGCGUGGGAAGUCUCAGCAUCCCAAUGAUGUGCAUCCAGACCCCCGGCAGUCUCGUCUGGGCAGGCAGUCUGGCUGCCCGAUUGGGUCCAAAGGGCUGGAGCACCUGGGGUGUCUUGAUCGUGACAGCAUGCCUACAGGGCACGCUUCUAUGCUUGGGCGUCUUCUUCGAGUUCCUGGGACCCAACCGGGGCCACAGCCAUGAGCAUGACAAGGACGAGGACUUUGAUCAGGAUCAGCCUUCCGAGGAGACUCCGCUGCUUCGGGACCAGUGA